Messenger RNA from Varroa destructor (honeybee mite), 4278 nucleotides. Its product is annotated as organic cation transporter protein-like. Gene Ontology annotation, molecular function: transmembrane transporter activity. Gene Ontology annotation, biological process: transmembrane transport. The record is from RefSeq and is a predicted model, not a curated record. Gene Ontology annotation, cellular component: membrane. Lineage: Eukaryota; Metazoa; Arthropoda; Arachnida; Mesostigmata; Varroidae.
CUUCGAGCACUUGCUGCCCGGGAGCAUAUCAGCGUAAACUAUAUUCCUUUAAGAUACCAACGUGAAAACAAAAUUGUAGGACAUACAAAAGAAAACUUGAAGCACCUACAAGCUCUCUCUGUUUAGACAUCAACUUGGCCAAGCAAAUGAUCAACAGUAGCAUGCAGAUUUUCGAUGAUUCUUCCUGAUUCCGACGAUUUUUCUCUUUCUUCUAGUUUUUCAGCCCGCCGUUUCGAUAUAGUCAUUUGCAUCUUGUGUGUGUGAGCCCAUACUCUGUCCUUCCAUUAGAGCGAACGCCUCUGUGAACAUUGUUGGGUGCGCGUUGCGUAAUACGAUGCGAUUCUUCGCUGAUAACUACAAUCCAUAGAAACAAGCUGCAGUAAAUCUUUUCAAUGUAACGUUCUUUUUCGAAUUACGUUUCUCUACCCAUGACGGUGACGUUGGCCUUGCCUAGGCGCAUUACCUUUCAUCGGCCGGCGGGUUACAAGCACUGGGCACGUCGGCGCUGUUGUUCUCAUUGUAACAGUGAACACCUGAGCUGCUGCUGCUGCUGCUGCUGUUGUUGUUCCGGUUCGUUCGAUUGCAUAAUAAAUAGGCUUGAUUUAGGUUUUCGAUAUGUAAGGUGAUGUCACGCAAAGGCAAGGGUCAUAGUAAUUUUGUUUUUUUUUUUAAAAAGUGCGUAUUGUUAUGUGUCCAUCGUGUUUUCAUUAAUGGUUGUAGCAGUGGACGUUGUGAACUCGUGCUCUCAUUUUGUCAAGUGGUAGAUUUUGUGACCUCUCACGCGCAAAAGCUUUCCACUCUCGUAAUCAGGACCAUGAACCCACUGCGAGUAAUUACAGCUGGUGUCGUGGGUCGUCGCCGUCCUCGUUGCUGCUGCUGCUGCUGCUGCUGCAACGCUCGACUCUGUCCGAAAGAAACUUUCACGGUGGCAAGCGGUGAACCAGCGGCAAAUGUAUAACGGCUUGCGGCGAUCUCGUCAGAGAGCGGUCUUGCUCUGCCUGGACGUCAGCUCUGAACGACGAAAUACGAACAAUGCUGAGAGCUAAGAAGGGCCAGUGUUUGGCCAAGUUGUGACAACCUCGCUGGUCCAUAACGUUCGCCUUUCUCUCGAAUUGUAAGCUAACUUUAGACAACUGGGUAUAUAGUGCAAUAGAGACUAUUAGUCAUACUACAGUCCAUUCACUAGCGCUCACUGAGCCUCAGAGUUUUAGUGUGGCUUGUCUGCAGUUGUUUUGGGUGUAACACUGCCAAAGGCAAUAUGUCGUGUGUCAGCUUUAUUGAACCGUUCUGGAACGAACAGCUAUCAACUAUACACCAGCGGAUAGUGUUAUGGUGCAAGAAAUCGCAGUUACCCCCCAUGAAAACCGCAAGAGACUCGCUGCAAUAACGCAAGCUGAACUCAUAAAUUGAUCGAGCGGUGCUUUUUAUCGGUCCUCGAUGCGUGCCUCGUGCGUUGCCAAUCAGAGAUGAUUAACGCUAAAAAUUGCGUCAGAGAGGUAUCGUGUCGACUAUUCAUUCUUCCGAAAUCUUCCAUCAUUCAACACGUGUUUUCGCACUACAGGUAGAAAUAGUGCUACAUGCCUAAGACUGCCACUAGCCAAAAGAGCGACAUACGUUUCCGAUGCGGAAAUUUUGAACGAAUUAAUUUUGACAAAAUUAGACCAGGAGACGUUGUUUGAGUAAAUGUACUAUCGAAUACUACGGCUGACAAAUCGAAACCGGCAUAGUUCAACAAAUUCACUAGUUAUUUUGACUACAAAAAAACGAGACAGUUCGGAGUGAAAUAGGUGAACAUGGAUGACUUUUUGGAGAAACGCGGCCGAUGGCAUUGGGCUGUUCUGGCACUGAACGCGUACGCUGCUGUACCGCAUGCGUGGUUCGUGAUGGCUCCGUCAUUUAUGGCCCCUACAAAACAAAAUUAUACCUGUUUCAUGAUGAAUAGCUCAAAUCUGUCAUACAGUGAAGCGGCGGCAAUAGAAAGUGGCCUGGACAAUCGAUGUUACUUGAACGUAACGGGUGUAGUGGAGAAAUGCACGGAUUGGCAAUUCGAUACCCACGAAUUCAAAAGAACCCUACAGAUGGACUACCAUACCGUAUGCGACGAUGACCUUAUGAAUUCAGUACACCGCAGUGUUCUAAUGGCUGGCUUGAUGGUGGGCAACUUCGUGUUUUCGCAUCUCUCGGAUUGGUUCGGACGACGCCUGCUCAUAUUCGUCUGUGUUUUCUUUCAAGUUGCAUUUAACCUCGCGCUUAUCGCAUCACCCAACUUCAACUGGAUCCUGGCUCUCACCUUUUUGGCAGCGUGUGGCUACGGAGGCAUGCAGAAUAUACCGUUCGCAAUGACCAUGGAAUCCGUAGGGCCUUCUCAACGCGCCUUUGUUACAACAUGCGAAGAAUUCGGCUGGAUCAUCGGGAUAUCAAUCUUUCCGCUCUUCACCUACAUGCUAACUGACUGGCGAUAUCUGCAAAUAUCCCUUGUUGGACCGGUGUUAAUUAUCUUAGCCCUUUGCAUAUGGUGUGAUGAAUCCCCGCGUUGGUUAGUCGCUAAUGGCCAUAUUGAACGAGCUCGAAAACUCCUUUUGAAAAUUGGGCAAAUGAAUGAGAUCAAGGACUACGUGAACAAGGUCGAAAAAAUUUUACGCGGAAGAAGCGGCAAGGAAACUGUUACUAGUAAAGCCAGUGUCGUCGAUUUGUUCCGUGAAUGGAGCCUUGGUAAGAUGGCCUGCUCAUUUUACGUGCAAUUCGCCGUAUCCAUCCUGUUGUACUAUUCGCUAAUUUUUUUGAUCGUCGACAUAGGAACAAAUCCUCAUCUGAACUUGUUCGUAUCGGGUCUCCUUGAACUACCGCUCAUUCCAGUCUGCUAUAUCACUCUGAAGAAGCUUAGACGAAGAGUUCUUUACUUGUUUCUCUAUCUUCCGUCGUUGCUAGCAUCGAUUGGACUCGCAUGUCUUCCGCCAGGCUACACAUGGAUUGAGAUGUUGCUUGCUAUGAUUAGUAAGUGGGCAUCGCAAGUUCUUUUCACGUUGCUUGUAGUGCACGUGGCCGAGUGUUUUCCGACACAAGUACGUGCUCUCGCCGUUGGCAGCUCCCUCACGAUGUCUCGAAUCGGAGCUAUCAUUGCACCUUUCAUAAAUCGGCUGGACUCACGGUGGCGUAAUGUUGUUUGCGCUGUACUUGUAAUCUCUGGCUAUCUUUGGUCGUUGGUACUACCGGAAACGUCACAGGAAAACUUACCAGACACUCUGGUAGAGGUUCGGCUAAAAUUGCAAGACAAUACAAAGACUUCGACCGUCUCACAACCUCGAGCUGCCAUGGCGUCGACCAACGAAAAUACGGGUAGCUUACAAACCAGAUAAGAUCAAGGCAUUUUGAUGGCCGCAUAAAUACAAACAUAUGCAUACAUUUGGUAGCAUAGAUCUAUACCGAUGAUUUCCUAUGUACAGGACAUCCUUAUGCAUUCAUCCAAGGAGAAAAAGUUGCUUUAGCAUAUGAGCUUAUAGGAGAAGAUGCUAGAUUAUGUUUCAGUGGUGGCAGACGAAUAAAGAUUAUUUAUCUCUAACAGAACGUACUGCUUAUGUUAUAUGCGACGUUCGUUGUCAUAACUGGAUUUUUAAAAGCGAAGUACUACAAAUUGUUGUAAAAAAGAAGCGUUGUUCCUCUUCAUUAAGUGAUUUACAAUGUAAUCAAGAGAUGGGCAAGAGGUUUAAAUCACAGAUUUAAUAGUAAAUCGAGAUACGUUAUUGUAAUAGAUAAAAGCCACAAUCAGCGUGCCUCGCGUUAUUUAUCUCCGGGACGAUCAGAAUAGAAAAUGUGGAAAACGGAUGCAAAUUGUUUAUCUCAGACAUAGAUACUAUCCGUUUCAGCUAGCGGUAGUUCUCAGCACUAGACAUCAAUAACUCAACUAGCGUAGACUUUUAAAAAUUUGAAUUAAAAAAUAAAUUAUAUAUACAUGCAGCUUUCUCGAAGGGUCGGCGGUGCCGUAACAUGCAGGAUCGCGACGUAACGUACUGCUUAAUAAUAACAGAAGCAGGAAUCAACGUAUUCGACCUUCGAGCAUCCCUUCGUAACGUUAUAACUAUAUAAUGCAAUGAGAUAUGUCUUGGAUCAGUUAUGCUGAUCUUCUUGUUGUCCGGGGUGUCAAGGCAUUAGCAAUGGCUCAUUGUUUACGACAAUUCAGAUCACUUUCAAGGUCGGAUUAUAGCAGCUGGUUAGUUCAGUCACUCGUUCAUCAAUAAAUCGACUGGUAGAUGAGUAGUUGAGACGUGCCUGGAGAACUAA